Messenger RNA from Salvia splendens (bonfire salvia), 703 nucleotides. Its product is annotated as 60S ribosomal protein L27a-3. Bases 79 to 519 code for a protein of 146 amino acids. The record is from RefSeq and is a predicted model, not a curated record. NCBI's taxonomy places the organism in Eukaryota, Viridiplantae, Streptophyta, Magnoliopsida, Lamiales, Lamiaceae. The transcript has a single exon. Gene Ontology annotation, biological process: translation. Gene Ontology annotation, molecular function: structural constituent of ribosome. Gene Ontology annotation, cellular component: ribosome; cytosolic large ribosomal subunit.
CACCAUUUCCUUAUAAAUCCCCAAACCCUAGCCCCCAUUUCGCCUCCUCCCAUCGCAGCCGCACUCCCUCCUCCGAAAAUGACCACCAGAUUCAAGAAGAACCGCAAGAAGCGCGGCCACGUCAGCGCCGGGCACGGUCGUAUCGGCAAGCACCGCAAGCAUCCCGGAGGUCGGGGUAACGCCGGAGGAAUGCACCACCACCGCAUCCUCUUCGACAAGUACCAUCCUGGAUACUUCGGCAAGGUCGGUAUGAGGUACUUCCACCGCCUCCGCAACAAGUUCCACUGCCCGACGGUGAACAUCGACCGCCUCUGGUCGCUGGUACCGCAGGAGGUGAAGGACAAGGCGUCCAAGGACAACGCGCCGCUCAUCGACGUCACUCGGUUCGGCUACUUCAAGGUGCUGGGGAAGGGAUUGCUGCCGGAGGGAAAGCCGGUCGUGUUGAAGGCCAAGCUCGUGUCGAAGAACGCGGAGAAGAAGAUCAAGGAAGCUGGAGGCGCCGUUGUGCUCACCGCUUAAUUAGGGUUUUCCCCCCCAAAUUAAUUUUGCUUUUUUUAUUUAUGUUUUAUGCAAUUGGUAAUACUUAUGAUAUUGCUAGUCGAUGCACUUGCAAUUGCUUACAUUGAAAACUAUGAAUUUUGUGUUGCGCUUUAUGUGAUUUUGGGAUAUUCCAGAGUAAUGCAUUUUUAUAUUUGAUAGCUUA